ACUCAUUAACGUCUUUCUCCACUUGCAGCAUUUUGCCCAACAAACAUUUCUGUAGGAUAAAGUCGAUGAAGCUCUGUCACACAAGUGGCAGAGGUGGGGAUGUGCAAUUGUGACGGUGCUUUGAAUUGAAGGAAAACAACAUGGAAAAACCCCCGCUGACCACCGAGCAUUUGCCUUCACAUGGAAGAUAACAUUUUUCUCUCAGUACAUCAGCCAGCUUCAUACUCAGUCAUCUCAAGACGCAGGCAUGCAGACAGGAACAGGACGCGAUGGACUGACUGAGACAGUCGGAGAACAUUUGAACAGAUGAGUCACAUAUGAGUGAUAGAUGAUGUAACAGCGUCUGGGACAGUCUUCUAGCAGACCAUGGAGCUAAUUGCACCAGCAGAAAGAGAAAAGGUGCUUUUUUAACAGCUUGUGAGCGUCAUACAUUUAUUUUGCCAAUGACAAAACAAGUUACAAUCUCAGGCAGUGGUGAGGCAAUGACCUAAUUCAGAUUAAAUGACCUCACACCGAUAAGUAGCCCGCCUCCUCACUGGGUGAUGGAACAUAAUCACAAAUGGGCUCUUAUCAUAGAGGCUGGAGUGUGUGAGGUUACAUGAUAUUUCUGUGUCUGUGUGUGUGUGUGGAUGGCUGUUUAACUCAGAGGAGUGAGUUUGGAUGCUACAUGCAGCAAUGUUGCGGCGUGGACUGCUAGCCUGGGUCUCCCGUGUUGGGGGCGUGCUGGUGCUCCUCUGCUGCUCCCUCUCACUGCUCUAUGUGAUGACCUGCAGCCCUCCACACUCUGAUGACCCUCCGCUGAGUCAUGCUUUACCCCGUGCUGGACCCAAUCACCCCAGCCUGGGGGGCACAGGGCCGGGGAUUGGAGCAGGGGCUGGUGGGACAGGAGGAGCUGGUGCUGGGCCUGCUCAAAGUGGUGGAUCACCAGGUGUCCAGUCGUACCAGGUGCUCCUCCAGGAGCGUGAGGAGCAGCACCGCCUCCAUAUCACCUCCUUGAAGAGGGAGAUCGCUCAGCUGAAGGAGGCUUUGCAGGAGCGCAGCCAGCAGCUGAAAGGAGUGCAGGAGAGCCUGAAGAGAGCCGCGGGGGGCACAGCAGAGGGACAGGAAGCCGGGGCUCAGGGAGGUGGUCUCGGGGAGGCACCGGGAGCCAAGAGCCAGCAGGCUGAUCUCCAGGAGUUCCUGAAGAGCCAGCUGUCAAAGGCCGAGGUGACCGCCGGCAUCAGGCUCCCCAGUGAGUAUGCGGUGGUGCCAUUUGAGAGUUUCACCCUUCAGAGGGUGUACCAGCUGGAGAUGGGGCUGACGCGUCACCCCGAGGAGAAGCCAGUGAGGAAGGACAAGAGGGAGGAGCUGGGGGAGGUGCUGGAGAUGGCUCUGCACAGCCUCAACACACCUUCAUCCCAGCAGGACGGCAGGGGUGCGGCGGAAAGGGCCAGCAAAGUUUACGCACCGUCUGACUUCAUAGAAGGUAUCACUCGCACAGAGAAGGACAAAGGGACGCUGUACGAGCUGACCUUCAGAGGGGAGUCGAGUAAUGAAUUCAGACGCCUGGUCCUCUUCCGUCCCUUUGGACCGCUGAUGAAGGUGAAAAACGAGAGGGUGGACACAGCCAACGUCCCGAUCAACAUCAUCGUCCCACUGUCCAGGCGCACAGACAAGUUCAAGCAGUUUAUGCAGAACUUCAGGGAAGUGUGUGUGCGUCAGGACGGCCGGGUCCAUCUGACGGUGGUGUAUUUUGGGAAAGAGCAGAUGAGCGAAGUCCGCAGCACUCUCGAGAACACAUCCAGGGAAGUUAAUUUUAAGAACUACACUCUGCUGCAGCUGGACGAGGAGUUUUCUCGGGGAAGAGGUCUGGACAUCGGUGCCCGAGCCUGGAAAGGAGGCAACGUUUUGCUUUUCUUCUGCGAUGUAGACAUCUACUUCACCGCCGACUUCCUCAACAGCUGCCGACUCAACACACAGCCCGGUAAAAAGGUUUUCUACCCGGUGUUAUUCAGCCAGUACAACCCCACUCUGAUCUAUGGAAGCCCUGAACAUAUCCCACCUGUGGAGCAACAGCUGGUGAUCAAGAAAGACACAGGGUUCUGGAGGGAUUUCGGUUUCGGCAUGACCUGCCAAUACAGAUCCGACUUCAUAAACAUAGGGGGUUUUGACAUUGACAUCAAAGGCUGGGGUGGUGAAGAUGUCCACCUCUACAGAAAGUACCUUCAUAGCAACCUCCUGGUGGUGCGAGCACCGUCACGAGGCUUGUUCCACCUGUGGCAUGAGAAGCACUGCGCUGAUGAGCUCCCUCCGGACCAGUACCGCAUGUGCAUGCAGUCCAAGGCCAUGAAUGAGGCCUCGCACGGCCAGCUGGGGAUGCUGUUCUUCAGGCACGAGAUCGAGGCUCACCUUCGCAAACAGAAACAAAGGCAAAAUUCAAAUCCCAAGAAGACAUGAAGGCUCAUUGUUGGUUGAAUUAUAAUCACUUGCAUUGACUGCAAUCAGUUAAGACUGAGAAGAAGAAGAGAUUAAUUCAACUGAUCUGAUUUUAAAGGAAUUGUUAAAGAUUACGCUUAUUUGCUUUCUUGCUGAGGGUUAGAUGAGACCACUCUCAUCUCUGUAUGCAAAAUAUGGAGCUAGAGCCAAGAGGUGAUUAGCUUAGCAUAGCAUAAAGACUGGAAACAGGGGGAAACAGCUAGCCUGGCUAUGUUACGUGAUAGGGUUUUACAGUGGCCUACGGUGGUUGAGAUGGCACCAAUUUAACUAUUUCAUAAAAGACUAGAAAAAAGUUUCCCUUCAGAAUUUAAUUUUCUUUAUGGAUCAAUCACUAAUCAUUUCAGCUCUACUUGUGUACAUUGCUGUGUACUGUAGUUUAAUCUAAAAAAACAUUUUAUUCUUGCAUAGAAUAACAUUCUAUGCAAAAACCUUAAUCUGUUAAACAACUAGUAAUUAAAGCUGUGAAAUAUUUGUAGUGGAGUAAAAAGUACAGUAUUUGCCUUUGAAAUGUUGUGAAGUAGAAGUAUAAAGUCCAAGUGCUUUAAAUUUAUAUUUAAGUACAAUACUUGAGUAAAUUAUACCACUUAAAUUAAACCAAGCUAAGCUGUAAUUUCAUAUUUUGCAUACAGAUGUGAGAGAGGUACGAAUCUUCAUCUCAGACAGAAAGCAAAUAAGCAUAUUUCCUAAAAUGUCUAUGACCUUAAUGAAAAAUGUGAAGACUUUUUAAUCAAUGUUUCACAGAUUCAGAGCAUGUUGUUGCUCUAAUGUAGCUGUGGAAAGGACAACAUAAAGUUACAGUUAAAUGAAACUGACUGAACAGCUUGAGGCAUUUAUCUGAACAACUGCAAUCGACUUUCAAUCUGUUGGAUACAUCCAUCUGUAAUAUAGUGUCCAUUUCUGUAUUCCUCUGUGACUGCAGCAAGGCCUUUCAGAAAGAAAACAUAAAGUGUAAUGUUGAGUUGUACCAUGUGCCUUGUGUGGAUAAAACCUGAACACUGUCUCCUCGUGAUGGCCAAUGACAAUUGAACCAACCUACAGGUUUUUAUAUGUAGGGAAACAGAGCCACCUAGUGGACUGAAAGUUAAACAUGUAGGUGAAAAAACAAUGAAGGACUUUUUCAGAGCCUGUAAAGGCCUUGUAAAACAUUUUAUAAAUUAUUGAUUAAUAAUUGUAAUUUUUUUAUUUAUGUUUGGUAUUAUUUUGUAAAUGCCACCAUUUAUACGUUUUUUUCUGUUCUCUCAUUUCAAAUGCAGUAUUUUUGUGUGUUUGUGGGUCAUUCACCUCUUUAAUGAAUUGUGAAUUAGUGUUAAGAAAAAUAUGCCAUGAAUUGCUUUAUCUAUGUAUUUGUCAGCAAAAUGACUCUUUUCUCAAAAGCCUUCUUAGUUUAAGACAUAUGUAUGUAUGCCCACAAAAUAACUAAACAUAGGAUUAUUUUUUUAAAUGUUUAAUUCAAAAGAUAAGAAAAUGUGUGUUUUUUUGUCACAUAAUUAAUAUGUGGACACAUAAUGGAUAGAUAAAGGAUAAAUUAUUGACUGACGAUGACUUAACAAGUCAGAAUAAGCCUUUUUGAUCUUUAUAUUUUUGUUUGUCAAUCAAAUGUGACACUUGUGUCAUAAAUAAAGUCCAGAGUGCAAUAAUGAAGAGAAAAUGUGAUAUUAAAUGAGCAGUCACAGAAACUAGAGAGAAACUGAUGUGGGCUUAGAGAUGUAAAACCAUCUUUAUCAACUGUCUCAAUUGUUACUUUAUAUUGGUUUUAAUAUAGUCACCCAUAAAUCUUUCUCCAGCACUUCUUCAGUCCUUAGAGGCAAUCAAAACAGUCCGUAUUUUUGUUGGUUGACCAAAGAUGUGAAAAUAGGCACUUUUUGAAUUAUGUUUGUUUUAUUCAUUGAAACAUUCCUUGUAAUAAUACAUCAAAUAACUUUCAUGUUUCAAGUUAUCUUUUCAUGUCAUGUAAAUAAGUUGAAUAAAACAUUU
Messenger RNA from Seriola dumerili (greater amberjack), 4449 nucleotides. It is a transcript of the gene csgalnact1a, whose product is annotated as chondroitin sulfate N-acetylgalactosaminyltransferase 1. Gene Ontology annotation, molecular function: glucuronosyl-N-acetylgalactosaminyl-proteoglycan 4-beta-N-acetylgalactosaminyltransferase activity. NCBI's taxonomy places the organism in Eukaryota, Metazoa, Chordata, Actinopteri, Carangiformes, Carangidae. The transcript has 8 exons. The coding region runs from base 661 to 2436 and encodes 591 amino acids. The record is from RefSeq and is a predicted model, not a curated record. Gene Ontology annotation, cellular component: Golgi cisterna membrane.